CUCACCACGGUCACCGGCUGUGACGUCAUCCCGGUAGGGAUCGAUGCGGCCGGCGGACUUUGGAGGGCGAGUGGACGGGUGUCUCUCCUCCCCCUGGAGGUGGGACGGAGCUGGUGAGUCAUCACGCGCUGGGGGGGGGGUUUCCUCCGGUAGCUCCGAUCUGUCCCUCGUCCUUCCUCCAGCGCUUGGAUCGGUGCCUCUGGGAGCCAUGACUCCGCCAUCGGCGCUGCGAGGCCUCCUGUGUCUGCUCGGCCUCUCCGGGAUCCGAGCGGGACUCGAACGCGAGAACUGCAAGAACUACAACCUCCAGUUCGAGAGGGUCUUCUCGGUCCCCGGGGACGCGGCCAUGCUGAGCAGCACCUUGGUGUCUCCAGAGGUCUUCAACUUCACCAGCGUCCCUUACAACAUCAGCUGGUACGACCUGGGGGGCCGAGAGAUGAGCGACCAGAGCGGCAGCUUCCUGGUGAGCGGGGGGACGCUGUGGUUCCUGGACCUGACGAUGGAGGACUCUGGGGAGUAUGUGAGCAUAGUGAGAACCCCGUCCGAGUGCUUCAGCCAGGCCACCAAGCUGGUGGUGGAGGCGCCGGUACCUGGGGAGUGCGGCCGGCCGAGAAAAGCCGUCCAACCGCUGACCAACAGGGUGACGGACAUCCUGAACUGCCCCCUGAAGGACUACAUUGGCAAGCUGGACAGCUACAACGUGUCCUCCAGCGUCGCGUGGUACCGGGGCUGCGAGCGCAUCGUGGACGGGACAGGCCGGUACACCUACCUGGACACGGCCAGACUGAAGAUCGACCAGGUGGAGCGCAACAACAACUCGUCCUACACCUGCACGCUGAGCUUCACCCUCGGCGGGGCGGAGCGGUCCGUGUCGGAGAGCAUCACGGCGCUGGUCUCAGAAAACUACUUUUUGGUUCCAGAAGUCCACGAACCCGCCAAUGAGAUCAUCAGGGCGCCGUUCGGUGAGUCUAUUCAUAACCCCGCGCGCGGGGACGUGGUAAUGUGCGUGUUAAUACUCAUGGGGUUUGUGGUCCGGCUCCAAAUUUUCGCAAGCGGCGGCGGGGUGUUUGUGCCCGCCGUCCGGGAAACCCCACGGCGGCAUAAUUUUGGCGGGAAAGAGACUUUACAUUUUAUCCUCAAAACGCCGGUCGACCGGAUCUACACCUCCCAGCUACGGAUGUGGAAGCAGGACGCGCCCAUCGCCGGCGUGUGGUUGGAGCGGGUGCUGAUGAUCCCCGAGCUGCGGGAGGAGGAUUUCAACAUCAACUACACCUGCUUGGCACAAAGCUCGAGGGGCAUUCCCACGGGCUACUUCACCCUGCUGCCAGCAGAUCCCAACAGCAUGGUCCCCAUCGGCGCGGCGCUGGGCGGAGGGAUGGUGCUGUUCGUCGUCGGCGUCGUCGCCUACUACGUUUUUAAGCUGGACGUGGUGCUGUGGUUCAGGAGAACGUUUCCGGUGCUCUACGCAAACACAGAUUGCGACGGGAAGUCGUACGACGCCUACGUGGCGUAUCCUCGGCCCCGCGCGUCGCUUCAGCGGAAGGAGGAGGCCUUUGCCCUCCGCACGCUGCCCAAUGCUGGAGAGGACUGCGGGUACAAAUUCUUUAUUGUUCGUCGGGAUUGCGUGCCCGGGACCGCCGUGGUGGACUCCGUGGAGGAGAACAUACAAGCCAGUCGCCGCCUCCUGCUGAUCUACACCGCCGCCACGUUCGUCGGCAAGAGACACGCCGGCAGCGGCAACAACAACGAGGUGCGUCCGGGCGGCGGGGAGGACGGCCACCCGGACGGCAGGCAGCAGCUGGAGUGUGUGACGGCGAUGCACCGGGCGCUGCUGGAGAGGUCGCUCAAGGUGAUUCUGGUGGAACUGGAGCCGAUCUCCCCGGCUCAGCUGGCGCUCUUCCCCGAGUCGGUGCGUCACCUGAGGAAGAAGCAGGGCGCCGUUCGCUGGUGGAAGAACCGGAGCGGCGGGACGAGCGAGGACGGGGAGACGGGAGGCGGCGGCGGCGCCGCGUCCCUGUCCCCCUCCUCCCGCUUCUGGAAGGAGAUGAGGUAUCGCAUGCCGGUGAGGGGCAAGAGGGGGGCGUACCCUGAAAAAACAGCCCUGCUGAGCUUGUGAUGGGCGUCUUUCAGCUUGGUUCCCCCACAGACCCCCACGGCGAAGGACAGACCUCCACCGCCGGGGACGAGCACACGGUUUGGUCUCCACGGAGGGUUUUCCCACCGCCGCUAAAAGGCCGCGCUCAAUCCCUUUUCAUUUUAUCCAGUCGCUUAAUUUUAGGGCGUGGGCUCUUUGAGUGACAGGUGGGCGUCGUCUCCUCAGCUCGCUGCUGGAGAAGGUGGACGGAGACGGCUGGAGGCACUUAGAGCCUCCAUGGGGGACGCCUUUGAAAAGGUUCUCUACAAGUAGCACAUCUCUGGUGGUAAGUGCAGCACGUCAGAGGACAGGAGGUCACGUGUGACCGUCGGGUCACGUGUGACCGCUGACACGGGGGAGACUGAAGGACUCAGGAGUGACUGUAACAUGUACAUAUGUGUCACAUAAAGAAAGUCCCUUCAUGCUGAACAGUAAGAUAUUAAAUCAAUGCAGUUCAUUCAUGUUUUUGAGCGACAGAUAAUAAAAUGUGAAGUCAGAGGAGCAA
Molecule: messenger RNA, 2639 nt
Organism: Gasterosteus aculeatus aculeatus (three-spined stickleback)
Lineage: Eukaryota; Metazoa; Chordata; Actinopteri; Perciformes; Gasterosteidae
Source: RefSeq, a predicted model, not a curated record